Aegilops tauschii subsp. strangulata is the source of this 1523-nucleotide messenger RNA. Its product is annotated as nudix hydrolase 8. Lineage: Eukaryota; Viridiplantae; Streptophyta; Magnoliopsida; Poales; Poaceae. The record is from RefSeq and is a predicted model, not a curated record. Gene Ontology annotation, molecular function: NAD binding; NADH pyrophosphatase activity; ADP-ribose diphosphatase activity.
GCCGCUCUGUGGAGCUCAGCCAUUCGCCCUCGGACAUCGCAAGGCACGCACGCCGUAUCAGUUCAUACUCACACGCGCAACGGUAGCAUCGCUCGUGAUAGCACUGCAACUUGGGUGGCGCUUUGUCUUUGAUCUCAGUCCGGAGGGAAGGGAUUGGUCGAGCCACCACUUGCCAGCGAUGGAGAGCUGCAGCUUGGUCGACACGGCCGCCGCCGCCCUCUGCUCGACGGCGGGCGGGCGCCGCCGCGGCAGCGCCGGAAACACCAUGAGGUUCUUCAACUGCUCCAGCUCAUCCAGAGAGCACGGGGUGAGCGCGUCCUACUCCAUCGGCCGGAUGCUGAGCGGGGUGAGGUCGGCGGCGCGGAGGAAGCUGUUCCGGAGCGAGCCCGAGUGGAUGGGCGUCAACUUGCCCGACUCCACCGGCCACCAUUGGUGGACCACCCUGGAGAACAACUUCGUGCUGGAGGCCUCCGAGGACGAGUACGGCGGGGUCGUCGUCGACGCCGACAGGCUGCCGUCCGACGAGGCCGCCUUCGCCCGGUCGCUCGCGGCGUCCCUCUCCUACUGGCAGUCCGUGGGAAAGAAAGGGGUGUGGCUGAAAUUGCCAGUGGACCGAUCUGAGUUUGUUCCCAUAGCAGUCAAGGAAGGAUUCAAGUACCACCACGCGGAGGAGGCCUACUUGAUGCUGACGUACUGGAUCCCCGACGAGCCGUCUCUGCUCCCAGCGAACGCUUCUCAUCAGGUCGGCGUCGGGGGCUUCGUGAUCAACGAUCAAAUGGAGGUCCUAGUGGUGCAAGAGAAGUAUCGGGGCUGGGCGUUGGAUGGCGUCUGGAAACUCCCCACGGGGUUUAUUCAGGAGUCAGAAGAAAUAUAUACGGGAGCCAUCAGGGAGGUCCAGGAAGAAACAGGGGUUGACACUGAAUUCGUGGAUGUGGUCGCCUUCAGGCACGCGCACAACGUGGCGUUUCAGAAGUCGGACCUGUUCUUCAUCUGCAUGCUGAGGCCUCUGUCGAGCGCGAUCAAGAUCGACGAAACAGAGAUUCAGGCAGCAAAGUGGAUGCCGCUGGAGGAGUUCGUGAAGCAGCCCUUCAUCCAGGAGGACCACAUGUUCCAGAAGAUCAUGGACAUCUGCAUCCAGCGGCUGAGGAAGUGCUACUGCGGCCUCACGGCGCACAACGUCGUCUCCAAGUUCGACGGCAGGCAGUCCACCCUCUACUACAACGUGGGCGAGCCCGAGGACGUCAACUGCGACGCCGCCUGACGGGUCGCCGGAUUCUUUUUGCUCUGGGACCUCUACCGUUUAGGAAUUCCGCGGUACAAAGUUCUACUAGCAUCAAGGCAAGCCUCUGUAUAUAUGUGUAGAAGACUGUAAUUAGACAUGGGUGGGACGGAUUAGCUCUGUCGUGUAGCAAUAUGUACUACUCCUAUUCUUCAGUGGACCGGCUUGAUGGGUAUGGGUGGUGGCAAUUAUCUAGUACUAGAAGAAAGUGGCAAUGAUAUAGUAUAAGAAAUAUUUUCUUUCA